CAGGAAUCUGUCAUGCGCAAAUGGAUGAUGUGCGCGAAAUAAUUCCAUUUUUUCGUAGUAAAAAAUAAAAUUUCAUCAUAUUGUGUAAAAUUACUUUAUUUGAUUUUGUAUGUAUGCAGUUUGAAUGUAGUUUUUUCUGGCAGAUUUUUUGUAAUUUUACGAAAAUUUGUGAAAUAGUCAAUUGGACGGAAAAACAAAACAAUAAUUAAAAAUGUAAAUAAAUAACUCAAUUUGGUUUUUAUUUCACAUAACAUAAAUAGAAUCUCUUUGGAUUUUCAAUGUUCCCAGAAAAAUCAUGGUAAAGUACUGAAAUUAGUUGUAUAAUUUGCUUUAGAUUAAGAAAAAAUGAAAUAUAAAAUUUCAUGCGAGGAGCCAUUUGUAUGACCUCAAAAAUAAAUCCAUAAAAUCAUUUGACAUCGACAUCGAGCAUAUUAAUUUACUGCAUAUUUUUACGAAUUUCAUAGUAAAAUCUCAAUUAUGACCCGCAUUUUACAGUAUUUUUGAUAUAUUUAACGUCUUUUACAUAAUUUUGAUGAAAACGUUAAGUAUUUGUUCCUCGCAAGACUACCGCAGGUCGGCCAUCACGACAGUUUGUGGCAAGCUUGGCUAGCGGGUAUGUGUUAGGUGAGUGAAAGUGUGUUGCUCCGUAUUUUUCACGUUACAAAUGUGGAUUAUCACUCGAAAAACGCAGAUCCUAGCUGGCAUGGCUAUUAACUUGUAGUAAUAUUCUGUAAAAUGGAAUACAAAUUGAAUCAAAUAAACAGCUGAUCAGUAGGCCCGGGUCACUAUUUGAACUCAUUUUUGAGGUGAAAAAUGGAACGUCCACCCCGCAAUGAGCCGCCCGUGGAGCCUGUCAACGGUGUGGUGCAACCGCUGGUGCAUCCGCCGCCCGACAGUCCCGGUCGCGUAACGAACCAACUGCAAUUCCUGCAGAAAACCGUACUGAAGGCCGUAUGGAAGGACAAAUUCGCUUGGCCUUUUCAACAACCCGUCGACGCCAAGAAACUCAACCUGCCCGACUACCAUAGAAUAAUCAAACAACCGAUGGACCUGGGAACGAUAAAGAAGCGUUUAGAGAACAACUACUAUUGGUCGGGUAAAGAGUGCAUACAAGAUUUCAACACGAUGUUCACGAAUUGCUACGUCUACAACCAGCCCGGCGAAGACGUGGUCGUCAUGGCCCAAACAUUAGAAAAAGUAUUUUUAACCAAAGUGGCCGACAUGCCCAAACAAGAAUUUGUCGUUGAUAUGCCGAUGAAAGGCAAGAAAGGGCGAGUUAGCGUCGGCGGUGGAAGCACCCCAUCGUCGAGCGGACCGGUACCGGGGGCGGCGGCUAUACCAGGAGCUGUCAGAGGCAGACCGCCCGCGACCGUUUCUUCUACCAGUACCACGCCAAUUGCCACCACUACUGGUUCGUCGGGCCUGCCGUUGGGUACCCAAGCGCCGGCCACGCUGCCGGGCAGUACCGCCACGACGACGAUAGCGCCGGCCAACAACAACAACAGCUCUCUGACGCCGCAACAGCUCGUCGGCACGCCCGUCGGUUCGAUGCACGGCACGCCCGGAGGAGCGCCACUGUCCAAUUCCCUCGAUCCCGGCGGCGUGAUGCCCGGCAACGUCAUGCCGCCGGCGCAACCGGCCAAGGUAAAAAAAGGCGUGAAGAGAAAGGCCGACACGACGACGCCGGCGACGGCCUACGACUAUCCGACGGUGUUGGAAUCGAAAUCGGCGAAGAUUUCGACGCGCCGAGAAUCGGGCAGGCAGAUCAAGAAACCGGCGCGGCGGGAAAUCGACCUUCAUGUACCUCAACCGGCGAUCCACAAACCCAACGAGAAGUUGUCGGAAUCGCUGAAGGCUUGCAAUGAAAUCCUCAUGGAAUUGUUCUCCAAGAAACAUUCGAAUUACGCAUGGCCGUUUUAUCAACCGGUCGAUGCGGAAUUAUUGGGCCUGCACGACUACCACGACAUCAUCAAGAGACCCAUGGACUUUGGUACUGUAAAAGAGAAAAUGGACAACAGGGAGUACCGCACGCCGCAGGAUUUCGCCGCCGACGUUAGACUGAUUUUUAGUAAUUGUUACAAGUACAAUCCCUCUGACCACGAUGUGGUCGCCAUGGCGCGGAAGCUGCAGGACGUGUUCGAAGUCAAAUUCGCAAAGAUCCCCGACGAACCCGUCAACCGGAUAGGAGGCGGUGUAAAUAAUUUACCCAUUAAAUCGGAAUCGAGCAGUUCCGGUUCGAGUUCCGAUUCGUCCAGCGAAUCCGAGGAUUCGGAGGAGGAGCGACGUAAUAAACAAUUAAAAGUACUGGAAAAAGAGUUGACGGCGUUGCAAGAGAAGAUGCGCAAGCUGGUCGAGGAGAGUUCGCGCCGGAAAAAGGAGAAAAAGAAAAACAAAAUGAAAAAGAAACCGAGCGGCGGCGGCGGCGGUGGGUCGUCUGCCGUCGCGGCGGGCGCUCUGCCGAACAGCAGCAGCGGCGGCGGCGGUCUCGGUAAGCCAUCGGGGCACGGGGCCCUAAAGUCAAACAACAAUUCGAUCGCGGACAGCGUUGACGACAGCAUCGCCAGUGUUGUGUCCGGCGCCGAUAUGAAGAUGUCCGGCGUCGGGGCGGCGACCGUCGCCGGGGACGCGCACCAUCACGCGGGCGGCGGCGGCGGGGGCGGCGCGACGGCGCACGCCUCGGGCGUCCUACAACACGCCGGCAAGUCGCUCAGCAUGCAUCACAACAUGGCGGCAGCUGGCGCCAACGCUUCCGCCCAGCCUAAAACACCUAAGACCAAAGGUUUGCGCGCCAACAAACCGGCCGCCGCUUCGAACGCCGCCGCCAAGCGGGUGAAGGCCAACAACAAAACCGGCGCCGGCAGGAAGAAGAACGCCGCCCAACCGCCCCCCAUGCCGUUCGAUUCCGAGGACGAAGACAACGCCAAGCCGAUGUCCUACGACGAGAAGCGGCAACUUUCGUUAGAUAUUAACAAAUUACCCGGCGACAAAUUGGGUCGAGUUGUACAUAUAAUCCAAUCGAGGGAGCCGUCGUUGAGGGAUUCGAAUCCCGAUGAGAUCGAGAUCGAUUUCGAGACGUUGAAACCGUCGACGUUGAGAGAAUUGGAGAGUUACGUCGCGUCGUGUCUGCGUAAAAAGCCACGUAAGCCUUACUAUAAAAAAGUCGCCGGCAAAUCUAAAGACGAACAAAUGGCGGAGAAGAAGCAGGAGCUAGAAAAAAGACUAAUCGAUGUGAACGAUAAAAUCGGCAAUUCCAAAAAAGCACCUAAAAAAGAUGAAGCGAACAAGGUGGACCCGACGGGCGCGGGCGGUCCCUCCGGUCGCCUGUCGUCGAGCUCGAGCAGCUCGGAUUCGGACAGCAGCAGCAGCAGCCUGUCGUCGAGUUCGAGCGAUUCCAGCGACAGCGAAGCAGGUGGUACGACCAACAGAUCGACUAAAAAGAAAGUGAACAAAAAGAGCCCCAACCCUUCGGUCGAUAAUACUGCAAUAACGAAACCACAGCAACCAACAACAGCACCACCAAUGUCACAAACACCCGCCAACGUUAACGCUAACGUAAACGUAACCGUAUCGGCUAAUGCGAACGCACCGCCACAAUCAGUACCUGCGACGACGUUAACGACGACCGCCGCCGUUAACAGCAAUUUCCCGGCGCCGCCGCCGCCGCCGCAGCAGCAACAGCAGGCGAUGGCUCACAACAAGCAGCAACACAACGUCAACGUAAACGUUAACGUACCGCCGUCGGUACAACAACAACAACAACAACUGGUACCGCCGCUCAACAUCAAACCGAUCGGCAUCGAUAAACUAUCGGCCGUGAAUCCGGUGACGCCGGCCAGCGUACCGCAGGCGCCCAAAUCCGUCGCCCUGCCCACGCCAUCGCCCGACAAACCCAAACCCAACGUGAUCUCCCACAUGGAGACCUACACCGAUCCGAUCGAACAGAGCCUCGCCAAUUUAGAGCAGGACACGAUCGCCGUACAGCAAUUGACCAACAAUCCCGUCGCCACCCAUCCGCACAUGAACCUCAAUCCUAACGUCGUCAACCAUCCCGUUUUGCAGCCCGGCUCCUUGAACAUGGACCUGAAGGCGCCGGUCACGAUGGCCGCCGCCGCCGCCGCGGCCGCCCAAAUGCUCCAUCACCACCACCACCACCACGGCAUGCCGAUGUCGAUGGACGCCGGCGAUUUGCCGGCCCUGAUGCAGACGCAGGCGAGCAUGAUGCACGCGCAGAACAACGGCUUCGGCAUCAAGCACGAAUUCGAUUUGACCGCCACCAACAACAACGGCAUCACGUCGAUCGGCCUGCCGAUGGAGAUGUCGAUAUCGUCGAUGUUCGACCAGCUGCCGCAGCACCUGAUCAAGCCCGAGCCCGGCCAGGACCGGCUCGACGGCCUCGGCGCGCUGGUCAACGACAAGAAACCGCCGCACGGCGGCCAUGGCGGCGGCGUCGCCGUCGGCGCGCCGAUCGCGUCGAAGCCGUCGGCGCAGACGUUCGGCUUCAAGCAGGAGAAGGCGGAGCCGCACAACGUGAAGAACGCCAGCUCGUGGUCGAGCCUGGCGAAGGGGAAGAGUCCGCAGAACAACACGCCCGGCGGCAGUAGCAAGCAACAGGUGAUGGACAGCUUCAAGGCGUUCCAGAACAAGGCGAAGGAGAAGGCCGACAGGGAGAAGCAGCGGCUGGAGAAUUUGGAGAUGAAGCGGCAGCAACGCGAACAGGCCGAACGCGAGCGAUUGCGCGCCGAGCACGAGAGGCGGCGCGAAAAGGAGGAGGAGGACGCGUUGGAGAAGGCCAGGAAAGCUGUAGCCGAACAACAGCCCAUAACGAAUCAGAGGGUGGAAGAGUUGCGAUCGUCGCCAGGCGAGGGUAGCACGUCGCCCGGUUCGUUGAGUUCGGGCUCCGAAAGGAUAUCGGAGAGGGAAAGGCAACGAUUGCAGGAGCAGGAAAGACGAAGACGAGAAGUGAUGGAGAACAAGAUAGAUAUGAAUAUGCAAAGUGAUUUAAUGGCCGCUUUCGAAGGUUCGUUAUGAACGGUGGUUUGGUGCGCCGCUUGACUGAAAAUUUUUAAUAUUUAUAGAGAAAAAAAAUGGACUCUCGACGAGCCGAUUUUUGUGUAAUUAUUGUAUUUAUAUAUGACAAUUUUAAUAGGUGUUAAACGAAUGUUAUACGCUCAAAAAAAGAAGAAACCUAUUUUUUUUUUAUUUUUAAAAAUAUGCUUCCAUUAAGUUCCAGCUGCAUCUUCUACAUCUUUAUUAUUUCUCUUAUCCUCGGGUACAGUUCAUAUUAUGUUAAAUGUGAUUCUUGUUUUUAGUGGCCGGAUCUUGUUUUUAAAUUCUUUUUUUCUAAUAUUUAAGUUAGAACUUUUCCAAAUGGUUUGUAAAUAGAGUAAUAUAAAAAAAUAUUAUAAAAUUGUACAGAAAUGUUGGGUUGAUUAUUGUAUUAAUUUUUAUUUGCUAGUAUUUUCGGAUCGUCGAAAUUCGCCGGAAUUUUCUCGAUUCGAAUUCGGUUCUUAGAAUUAUAUGUUUUAUUUGUUUCAACAUCGAGUUGUACCAUUCCAGGUGUUGAAUUUUAAAUCCUCUUUAUCAAAGGGAAAACGAUACUCAUAGUAUUUAGUAACUUACCCUAUUCGAGUUGUGUAAUCUUUUUUUUUUCUUAAAAAACGAAAACGUUACAAAAAAAACUAAUGAGUGUACCAUUUAAGUCAAAUUUCACGAUGAAAUUAUUUCUUUGUAAUUGAAUGACGUGUGCGCUAGUUGUUUACAAGUGUUUAAUUACUAUCGAUUCGACAAUAAUUUGGUUUUUUUUUUGUUCUGGGUUUAUGGGUAUUUCGAAGUGCUUGUAAGUGACAUGAUCUGGCGUUGUACCAUCUUGAGCGGUUUUUUUUGAGGUGCUGUUGCAUGUAAAUUGCUCGAGAUUGUACAGUUUUUAGGUGUUUUAUUAAAACUACAAAAAUGAGCGUUUCCUUGUCACGUUUGUUUGCAAAUUAUCGAAGAGUAUUUUUUUAUUGCUAUUAGAAAAAAUGUUGGAAACAAUCAUUUUGUAUUUUUAAACUCUUCCACUCGAAUGGCGCAUAACCGGCGAAAAUGGAGUGCUAAGGGUUGAAAUAAGACGCUAAUUUCACAUAAUUUCGAAAACACUUAGUUAAUUUUGUGUACACUUAAGUAAUUGUGCAAAUGUAAAAAUUUGAUUAGGUAGAAGACGAGAAUUGUUUAUCCAAUGCGGGGUGAUCUUUCUAAAGGCGCUCCGGGAGUUUGCGAGGUUUAAAUUUUCAUUAAAAUAAAUACAAAAAAAAUUAGCAAUAAGUUAUCCCCUUUAUUAGGUUCUUAAGUUUACGAUUCAUCUUUUUUGUUAUGUUUAUUUUUAUUAAUUUUAUUUCGCUUUUUUUGAAGAAACACGCUGUAAAAAUGUUUGUAAAAUAUAAAUCCAGAUUAGUGUUUAGAAGUGGUUCACAUUACCAAUAAAUAAUGAAUUGAAGAAAUGAAAACGUGUCUCCGUUUAACUAACUGUUUUGUGUACAGGGUGGUCCUAAAAAAUUGGAAAUUUUUAAGCGAAAUUCGUAAUUACGUUAUCUAACGAGUCAUUUGUUGACGUAAUUGGUAGAUGUAGGGUUGAUUAUAAUUUUAUUCCAAUUUUCUCACGCGUUUUUUUAAACGGACGGCCGAUCAAAUUCUUAUCGAUUUUGUCUAGUUUUCCUUUGAACGAUUUCGUUUACCACAAGUUAAUUUAAUUUAUAUUGUAAAUGUAAUUGUAACAUGUAUGGCUGUUAUCUAUUUUUUCAUUAUUUUGAAUUAAAGUCAUAAAUAGUGAUGUUAGAAUAAAUAUCUAAGAACUAGA
This is a messenger RNA of Phyllotreta striolata, 6832 nucleotides long. The record is from the annotation of a GenBank genome assembly. Lineage: Eukaryota; Metazoa; Arthropoda; Insecta; Coleoptera; Chrysomelidae.